AUGCGACGCCCGCGGUCGUCCGCGCGCGGUCGUUCGCGCGCGCGCGCGCGUGCCUCGGUCUCGCUCGUCGUCCUGGGAACGGCCGUCUUCGUUCGGUCGUGCGACGCGGCGACGACGUACGUGACGCUUCCGGUGGACGGGUCGUUUCACGGCGAGUACGAAUCGAUCGGAAGGGAUGCGUGGACGUAUUUUAAGUUUGCCGUGCCGACGCCGAGCGACGUCGACGUCGUCGUGGACGUUGAGAGCGGCGACGCGGAUGUUUACGUACUGCCUCCGUGUUCGCCCGCGAGCGCGCCGUGCGACGAUCCGAGCGACGUGGAGGGGAAGUACGCGUGGGCGAGUUGGCACGGGAGUGGACCGGAGGAGGUUUUCAUAUCUAGAGAGUUUGUCACGAAUACAUCCUUCGGGACGGAUAAAUUUUUUCGAGUGGGCGUGCACGGUUGGGCGCAGCACGGCUCGCGCUUUCGCAUCUCAGUCGAGGCUGUUCCGGAGUCACGAGCGAUGGUUAAGGACGAAAAGGAUGCUUUAGAUAGCAUAUAUAACAAGUGUUGCAACGGUUCGGACUCGUGCGCUGGAUGGAAGACAAUCAAGAGCAGAGAUUUGGACUACUGUCACUCGGGCCUCGCGUCGUGCACAAAGUCAAACUCGACGCGUCAACUAAAUCUGCAAAGUCAGAGGAUGGACUGCGAGCUCACAAGAGCUGAUUUCGCCACUUUCGGAUCUUCGAUCACGAGAUUAUACCUGAAUCAGCCGGCGAACCUGUCGUCGAAACUUACCUUUUCGUUCGGGUUGAACCAGACGCACUCGUCGAUCGACUUGUUGUCCGUGCUCCCUAGUCUGUUCACGUUGAGCUUGUCGUACGCCGAUUUAGGUGGAAGAACGUUGGAAAACGCGUUCUGUCGCGACGGUGUGAGCGCAAACCUGACAGAAAUCUCCGUUACAGGCGCUAAUCUCACGGGGGAGGUCCCAUUGUGUCUGUUCCAACGCGUCCCAAAGCUCGAGGCGCUGUACGCGGAUAGCAACCACUUUGGAGGAACACUUCCCGACUUACCUAUGUCGGCAAACUUGCGAGCGUUGCAUCUUUCGAAUCAACGAACCACGACGAGAACGAUUUCUGGCGCGAUUCCAUCAUCGUACGCUUCAUCCGUGACGUUGGAACACCUGUGGUUGAGCGGUCUGAACAUGACGGGAUCAAUUCCUGACGUUUUCAACGUCUCCGCGGGACGUUUUCGGGAUAUAGACGUGAGCGAAAACCUCUUACGUGGGUCCAUCCCAGCAACGCUGGCGCAGCAAGUGCACUUGGAAUCGCUCCACAUGGGCAACAAUCAGUUCAGUGGGGCCGUGCCCGCCGGACUGUACGACCAUCCCAGUCGACGCGUCGUCGACAUCAAGUCGAACCAACUUACGGCGCUCAACGUAGCGUCAGCGCAUAGUGAUCUGGGUGCCUCCCUCAUUACGCUGAACGCGGCGAACAACCGCAUCAAUGAGCCCGGCAUACCUUCAGUACUGACGAGAAUGCCGAAACUGACGUAUCUUGAUCUCUCAGGGAAUGAUCUCCACGGCGAAAUCCUCAGCAACGCGUCCACAAAUUCGUGGGCGUUAUUGCAACUGGAUGUGAGCUCGAACUCUUUGAACGGCACCAUCCCUGAUGCUUCGUACUGGGGCCAAAUCUUCACUCCAGGUCCUCUCGAUCGAUUGUUUGACAUCUCAUCGAACUCGUACGAGAGCGUGCCGGACUGGUUAAAUAGUUAUGUCGGAAUGUCGGGAUUGACGAUUCGCAAAGAUCCGAGCGCUGCCGUCGCACCGACGGACGAUGGGUCGGGGCUUACGAAAUCUACAGCGCGCAAUCGACCUUCGACUUUCUUGGUCAUCGUUUUUGUCGUUGGUAUCUCUACGCUGAGCACCGUCGCAGGGGUUCUGGCGUUGUACGUGCAGCGUUCGAGACGAUUCUCGAACCAAUUUCGACCAUUUCAGACGGGUAACUUUCGCGGCGUCGAAUUGACGUAG
Molecule: messenger RNA, 2007 nt
Organism: Ostreococcus tauri
Lineage: Eukaryota; Viridiplantae; Chlorophyta; Mamiellophyceae; Mamiellales; Bathycoccaceae
Product: unnamed product
Exons: 1
Coding region: 1-2007 (668 amino acids)
Cellular component (GO): plasma membrane
Molecular function (GO): protein binding
Source: RefSeq, a predicted model, not a curated record